Molecule: messenger RNA, 2626 nt
Organism: Syngnathus acus (greater pipefish)
Lineage: Eukaryota; Metazoa; Chordata; Actinopteri; Syngnathiformes; Syngnathidae
Gene: ddx10
Product: DEAD (Asp-Glu-Ala-Asp) box polypeptide 10
Exons: 2
Coding region: 93-2480 (795 amino acids)
Biological process (GO): rRNA processing
Cellular component (GO): nucleus
Molecular function (GO): ATP binding; nucleic acid binding; RNA helicase activity
Source: RefSeq, a predicted model, not a curated record
GACGUCAUUAUAACUCGACAUUUUCUCCACGCUAUAAGACGCUUACGUCACAUUCACCAUUUCUCCGCAUGCAUUCAUUUUAAAUCAAUAAAAUGGACGACACGUCGGAUCCAAUCAAAGACUUCGAACAAUGGAAAAAGAAAUACAACUUGAAGAAAGCUCGCGUCAAGCGUGAACGAAUCAAGACGAAGCCGGAGUGGCAGGUCGAGCAAGAGAAGAUCGACCGGCUGGUGAGCAGGUACGGCGACAUCGACAGCAAGGAAGUCAUCAGGUUCUCCGACUUCCCAAUUUCCAAGAAAACCCUCUUAGCCCUCCAGAAGCACCAGUACAGGCAGCCCACUGAGAUCCAGAGGCAGACGAUCGGCUUCGCGCUGCAGGGGAAGGACGUGCUGGGAGCCGCCAAGACCGGAUCUGGAAAGACUUUAGCCUUCCUCGUCCCGGUGCUGGAAUGUCUGUACCGCCAGCAGUGGAGCUCCGUGGACGGCCUGGGCGCCCUCAUCAUCUCUCCCACCAGGGAGCUGGCCUACCAGACCUUCGAGGUGCUCCGCAAGGUGGGCAAGAACCACGAGUUCUCAGCGGGCCUCAUCAUCGGUGGAAAGGACCUGAAGGGCGAGUCCGAGAAGAUCCACCGCACCAACAUCGUUAUCUGCACGCCGGGCAGGCUGCUGCAGCACAUGGAUGAGACGCCUGACUUCCACGUGACCGACCUGUGCAUGCUGGUGCUGGACGAAGCCGAUCGCAUCCUGGACAUGGGCUUCGCCAGCACGCUCAACGCCAUCGUGGAGAACCUCCCCGUCGGCCGGCAGACGCUUUUGUUCUCCGCCACACAGACCAAGUCAGUCAAAGACCUGGCGCGACUUAGCCUCAAGGACCCAGAGUACGUGUGGGUGCAUGAGAAGGCCAAGUUCAGCACGCCGGCCACGCUGGAGCAGAGCUACGUCGUGUGCGAGCUCCAUGACAAGGUCAACAUGCUCUUCUCCUUCAUCCGAAGUCACUUGAAGAAGAAGAUCAUAGUGUUCUUUGCCUGCUGCAAGGAGGUGCAGUACUUGUUCCGCAUUUUCUGCCGCCUGCGGCCGGGCAUCCCCGUGUUGGCGUUGCACGGCAAGCAGCAGCAGAUGAAGCGGGUGGAGGUCUACAACGACUUCCUGCGAAAGAAUAACGCCGUGCUCUUUGCCACGGACAUCGCCGCGAGGGGACUGGACUUCCCCGCCGUCAACUGGGUGCUGCAGUACGACUGCCCCGAGGACGCAGACACCUACAUCCACAGGGUGGGCCGCACGGCCAGGUACAAGGAGGGCGGCGAGGCCUUGCUGCUGCUGAUGCCCUCCGAGCAGACGGGCAUGAUUGCCCAGCUGCAAGAGAAGAAGGUGCCCGUCAACAAGAUCCAGGUGAAUCCAGAAAAGCUCCAGAAUGUUCAGCAGAAGCUGGAGGCCUUCCUGGCUCAGGAGCAGGAGCAGAAGGAGCGCGCCCAGCGCUGCUUUGUCUCUUACUUGCGCUCCGUCUUUCUGAUGAGGAACAAGGACGUGUUUGACGUCUUCAAGUUGCGGCUGCACAAGUACGCGGUGUCCUUGGGCCUGGCCGUGGCGCCGCGGGUGCGCUUCCUCGACAAAGCUGAGGCAGGGAGAACGGCUGAAAAGCGAGGGGAAGACGAGGAACUGAGCAGCUUCAAAGCUCAAUUAAGAGGCGAUUUUCCUCACCAAGAGGAAUCUGAAGAUGACAGUGAUAAUGAAGAUCGGGCCAAAGCGCCCUUCCUGGAUGCCGACGAUGACGACCUGAGAGAGAUAGACUUCCUCACAGUCAAACGAAAGGAUGUCUUCAAGAAUGAAGAAGAGCACCAGACCCAGGUGGAUGAGCCCAUCAAGAAGGCGCCCCAAAAAAUGACCAAGUACAAAGAGGCCAAGAAGAUCCUCAAAAGGAACUUCAAAGUCAACACUAAAGUGUCCUUCACAGAGGAAGGGGAAGCCAUCCAGGUUUGGCCUCCCGUACAGAGCUUGGCCACCAGCCAGGAUGGGGCGCAGGAGGAAGACGACGUGUCGGGGAUCAACGUGGAGAAGGCCAAGGAGCGGCUGAGGAGGGAGGACCGGGAGUUUGACAAGCAGGAGUAUAGCCGCAAGGUGAAGGCCAAACACCGCGAGAAGAAGCUAAAGGCCAAAGCGGCCAGGAAGGAGGCCAGCAAGCAGCACGCAGACAAGUCGGAGGAUGACAGCGACGAGGUGGUGGCGUAUCUGGCCAGCGGCGGCGAGGAGGAGUUUGACCCCAGCACGCUGCCGGACCCCGACAGACAGCGUGACGACACCGAGGAUGAAGAUGGACCCGUUAAACGCAGCUACAGCAGCAGUGAGGAAGAUGAGGCACCACGGAGGAGCGGGAAGAAGGCAAGGCAGCAGCAGCAAGAGGAGGAACACGCAUCGCUGGACACGGGCCUGUCGCUGGCCGAGGACGAGGAGCUGGUCAUGCGGCUGCUCUCGGGACGCACGUGAAGUUAACAGGACUAAUUUUGUUUUGCUAAUUUUGUCAUUAUCGUCACGUCACACGCAAGACUUGACUCUAGUUCGACUUUGACAUCCUUGAUAUACUGUAUAUUAAUCAUAUUAUUAUAACUUGGAUAUAAAGUGUUACAAAAUAA